This is a messenger RNA of Lacerta agilis (Sand lizard), 1432 nucleotides long. RefSeq names its product 15-hydroxyprostaglandin dehydrogenase [NAD(+)]-like. Bases 101 to 907 code for a protein of 268 amino acids. Gene Ontology annotation, cellular component: cytoplasm. Lineage: Eukaryota; Metazoa; Chordata; Lepidosauria; Squamata; Lacertidae. The transcript has a single exon. The record is from RefSeq and is a predicted model, not a curated record. Gene Ontology annotation, molecular function: oxidoreductase activity, acting on the CH-OH group of donors, NAD or NADP as acceptor.
AACGAGGAGCGAGUAAUAAAUCAAUCCCUAGCUGCCUGAGGAAGGGCAGCCAGAGACAGAGGCAGGGCACUGGUGGAGAGCGCUCCCGCGGGCCGUCGGAAUGCACCUGAAAGACAAAGUGGCUCUGGUCACAGGGGCAGCGCAGGGCAUUGGGAACGCCUUCGCCCGAGCCUUGCUGGAGAAGGGCUGCAAGGUAGCACUUGUGGAUCAGAAUGUGGAACGAGGAAAAGCAAGCAAAGAUGCCUUUGACAAACAGUUUGAAGCACAGAGGACCAUAUUUAUUUCUUGUGAUGUUUCAAGUGAAGAAAAACUAAAAGAUGCUUUUAAGAAGGCAUUUGAACAUUUUGGAAAGCUGGAUAUUGUGGUUAACAACGCUGGAGUGAAUAAUGAAAAAAACUGGGAAAUCACAGUCCAAGUUAACUUGAUUUCAGUGAUCAGAGGAACGUAUAUCGGCUUAGAACACAUGAAAACUCAAAAUGGACAUAAUGGGGGAGUUAUUGUGAAUGUAGCAUCACUAGCAGGACUUAUGCCUGUUGCAUUCCAGCCAGUGUACUGUGCUUCAAAGCAUGGGGUUAUUGGAUUUACACGUUCGAUAGCCAUGGCUUCUGAGGCAGCGAACUAUGGCGUACGAAUAAAUACCAUCUGCCCUGCUUUUGUCAACACACCAAUUCUUCAGUCAAUAGACAAGGAAGAAAACAUGGGUCAAUAUAUUGCAUACAUUGACAAGAUUAAAGAUAUGAUGGAAGUCUACGGCGUAUUGGAACCAACACUAAUUGCCAAAGGAUUGAUACAAAUCCUUGAAGAUGAUUCAUUAAAUGGACAAGUUAUGAAGAUAACAACGAAGCAAGGAAUUCAUUUUCAUGAAUACAACACAGCACCCAUUGAAACAGGGAAUUCUAAUUUGUGACUGUUUUCAUUCCUGAAAUGAAAUUGUUUUGAGUUGUAAAGCAAUGCUAAUGGUACAUCUGAGUUCUAAAUAUUGCUGCCAGUAUAUUCCUUUUGUGAGGAAUUAGAUACAAAACAAACAUGAUUUUUGAUAUUAAAAAUUGAAUUUUAGAAGUUUAGUUCUUAACUUAAUGUGAGGCUGCAUUCAGAUGGCAGUUUAUUCGAUUCUCCUGAUGUUUCCUUCCCUGAUAAUUUCCACAUUUCACUGGAUCUUCCAUACAACGUAAAAGCCACCUCUAGAAAUCUAGUGGAAUGUAGUUUAGCACUCACCCCCAUGUUAAUUGCUUCCAGGGGGAAAAAAUCAAUUUGCAGCCCUGGAAAACUGAAAAAUCACAUGAGUUUUGCUCACAUAGUGAACUUUUGGGUGGUAAUUUGACAUACUGAGGGGUGAAUCAUGGGGGAAACAGGAGCACCCAUGUGUGGAAAGGGUGGAGAAGUAGUUAUCAAAGCUAGUUUGAUACAAAAUAAAACACAGGUCAUCUAUGGU